Messenger RNA from Lipotes vexillifer (Yangtze River dolphin), 3126 nucleotides. It is a transcript of the gene IPO9, whose product is annotated as importin 9. The coding region runs from base 1 to 3126 and encodes 1041 amino acids. The record is from RefSeq and is a predicted model, not a curated record. The transcript has 24 exons. Gene Ontology annotation, biological process: protein import into nucleus. Gene Ontology annotation, cellular component: nuclear envelope; cytosol. Gene Ontology annotation, molecular function: small GTPase binding. Lineage: Eukaryota; Metazoa; Chordata; Mammalia; Artiodactyla; Lipotidae.
AUGGCGGCAGCGGCGGCAGCUGGUGUGGCCUCCGGGCUGCCGGGGCCGGUGGCCCAGGGGCUGAAGGAGGCGUUGGUGGACACGCUCACGGGGAUCCUGUCCCCGGUGCAGGAGGUGCGGGCGGCCGCCGAGGAGCAGAUUAAGGUGCUGGAGGUGACGGAGGAAUUUGGUGUUCACCUGGCAGAGCUGACCGUAGAUCCCCAGGGGGCAUUGGCGAUCCGUCAGCUGGCAUCAGUCAUCUUGAAGCAGUACGUGGAGACUCACUGGUGUGCCCAGUCGGAGAGGUUCAGGCCUCCUGAGACCACAGAAAGGGCAAAAAUUGUCAUCCGGGAGCUAUUGCCCAAUGGCUUAAGAGAGUCGAUAAGCAAGGUGCGCUCCAGCGUGGCCUAUGCGGUGUCAGCCAUCGCUCACUGGGACUGGCCCGAAGCCUGGCCCCAGCUCUUCAACCUGCUCAUGGGGAUGCUGGUGAGCGGAGACUUAAACGCAGUCCACGGCGCCAUGCGAGUGCUUACAGAGUUCACUCGAGAAGUCACAGACACCCAGAUGCCGCUCGUUGCUCCUGUCAUUCUCCCAGAGAUGUACAAGAUCUUCACCAUGGCCGAGGUGUAUGGUAUUCGAACCCGUUCCCGAGCCGUGGAGAUUUUUACCACUUGUGCCCAUAUGAUCUGUAACAUGGAGGAGCUGGAGAAGGGUGCCGCCAAAGUCCUGAUCUUCCCUGUGGUGCAGCAGUUCACAGAGGCCUUCGUCCAGGCCCUCCAGAUACCAGACGGCCCCACGUCUGACAGCGGGUUUAAGAUGGAAGUCCUGAAGGCAGUGACAGCCCUGGUGAAAAACUUCCCAAAGCACAUGGUGUCCUCCAUGCAGCAAAUUCUGCCUAUUGUUUGGAACACCCUAACUGAAAGUGCAGCUUUUUAUGUGAGGACGGAAGUAAAUGACACAGAGGAAGUAGAAGAUGCUGUGGAUUCUGAUGGUGAAGUCCUGGGCUUUGAAAAUCUCGUCUUUAGCAUUUUUGAAUUUGUCCAUGCUCUCCUAGAAAAUAGCAAGUUCAAAAGCACUGUCAAGAAGGCCUUGCCUGAGUUGAUUUACUAUCUCAUCCUAUACAUGCAGAUCACCGAGGAGCAGAUCAAAGUGUGGACAGCCAACCCCCAGCAGUUUGUGGAGGAUGAAGAUGAUGACACCUUCUCCUAUACUGUCAGGAUCGCAGCCCAAGACUUGUUGCUGGCUGUGGCCACUGAUUUCCAGAAUGAGAGCGCAGCAGCCCUGGCCGCCGCAGCAACUCGGCAUUUACAGGAAGCUGAGCACACCAAGAAUGGCGGCACCGGACAUUGGUGGAAGAUCCAUGAGGCGUGCAUGUUGGCCCUCGGCUCGGUGAAGUCCAUCGUCACCGACAGCGUGAAGAGUGGCAGGAUCCCCUUCGACAUGCAUGGCUUCCUGACCAAUGUCGUCCUCGCGGACCUCAACCUCUCAGUGUCUCCUUUCCUCUUGGGCCGGGCCCUUUGGGCUGCCAGUCGGUUCACUGUUGCUAUGUCCCCUGAAUUGAUCCAGCAGUUUCUUCAGGCAACAGUUAGUGGUCUUCAUGAGACACAGCCCCCAUCAGUUCGAAUUUCUGCAGUGAGAGCCAUCUGGGGUUACUGUGACCAGCUGAAAGUCUCAGAGAGCACCCACGUGCUUCAGCCCUUCCUCCCCAGCAUCCUGGAUGGCUUAAUUCACCUGGCGGCUCAGUUCAGCUCAGAGGUCCUCAACCUGGUGAUGGAGACGCUGUGCAUCGUUUGUACGGUAGACCCAGAGUUCACAGCAAGCAUGGAGAGCAAAGUCUGCCCCUUCACCAUCGCCAUCUUCCUGAAGCACAGUAACGAUCCUGUGGUCGCCUCGCUGGCUCAGGACAUCUUCAAGGAGCUGUCCCAGAUUGAAGCCUGCCAGGGCCCCAUGCAGAUGAGGCUGAUUCCCACCCUGGUCAGCAUCAUGCAGGCACCAGCAGACAAGAUCCCUGCGGGGCUCUGUGCGACGGCCAUUGACAUCCUGACCACGGUCGUGCGGAACACGAAGCCCCCCCUCUCCCAGCUGCUUAUCUGCCAGGCUUUCCCUGCUGUGGCCCAGUGCACCCUCCACACGGACGACAACGCCACCAUGCAGAACGGUGGUGAGUGCCUGCGGGCCUAUGUGUCAGUGACGCUGGAGCAGGUGGCCCAGUGGCAUGACGAGCAGGGCCACAAUGGGCUGUGGUACGUGAUGCAGGUGGUGAGCCAGCUCCUGGACCCCCGCACCUCCGAGUUCACUGCCGCCUUUGUGGGCCGCCUCGUGUCCACCCUCAUCUCCAAGGCGGGGCGGGAGCUGGGGGAGAACCUGGACCAGAUUCUCCGCGCCAUUCUCAGCAAGAUGCAGCAGGCGGAGACGCUCAGCGUCAUGCAGUCCCUGAUCAUGGUGUUCGCCCACCUGGUGCACACCCAGCUGGAGCCCCUCCUGGAGUUCCUGUGCAGCCUCCCGGGGCCCACCGGCAAGCCUGCCCUGGAGUUCGUGAUGGCCGAGUGGACCAGCCGCCAGCACCUCUUCUAUGGGCAGUACGAGGGCAAAGUCAGCUCUGUGGCGCUGUGUAAGCUGCUCCAGCACGGCAUCAACGCGGAUGACAAGCGGCUGCAGGACAUCCGCGUGAAGGGGGAGGAGAUCCACAGCCUGGACGAGGGCACCCGCACCCGCUCCAAGUCGGCCAAGAACCCUGAGCGCUGGACCAGCGUCCCCCUGCUGGUCAAGAUCCUGAAGCUGAUCAUCAGCGAGCUGUCCAGCGUCACGGAGGCCAACGCCGCGCGCCAGGCCGCCCCCGCAGACUGGAGCCAAGAUGACUCCAGCGACAUGUGGGACGACCAGGAGGAGGACGACGACGAUGAGGAGGACGGCCUGGCAGGCCAGCUCUUGUCCGAUAUUCUCGCCACGAGUAAAUACGAGGAGGAUUACUAUGAGGAUGAUGAGGAAGACGACCCUGAUGCCCUGAAAGACCCUCUCUAUCAGGUCGAUCUGCAGGCGUACCUCACGGACUUCCUCUGCCAGUUUGCUCAGCAGCCCUGCUACGUGGUGUUCUCAGGCCACCUCAACGACCACGAAAGGCGGGUUCUGCAGACCAUUGGCAUCUGA